Molecule: messenger RNA, 1023 nt
Organism: Homalodisca vitripennis (glassy-winged sharpshooter)
Lineage: Eukaryota; Metazoa; Arthropoda; Insecta; Hemiptera; Cicadellidae
Product: gustatory and pheromone receptor 32a-like
Exons: 1
Coding region: 1-1023 (340 amino acids)
Biological process (GO): sensory perception of taste
Cellular component (GO): axon; neuronal cell body; dendrite
Source: RefSeq, a predicted model, not a curated record
AUGACGAUAUUGGGGAUGUGGACGGACUACAAAGAAAAGCUUGCUGGGCGUCCAGUAAGGAUGAUAAGUGACAAUGCAUACCUAAUAAUACUUCUAGACCUUCUCCCUCUCAAUUUGAUGUCAGCAGUCGUGUUCUUCAGCUGCUCAUGGAAAUAUCAGCGGUUCCUAAAUGUCCUUGACAUUCUGAAGAAGGUUGACCGACGUCUUCAGCAGGACGUAUCAGACCAGAAGGCAAAAGUAAAAGUAAUUUUCAUCUGCAUUGUCAUUGUAUUGCUCAUAGUGAGUAACAGUGUGUUGGCAUACAUAUCGCCACUAAGGGAAGGCAAUAUCACAUCGCUUUGCUACACACCUACACAUAUCAUGUACUUUGCUCAAGCUGCUCUAUUCCUCCACUUUACACAAGUUGCUCAAAGUGUUGCCGCAAGGUUUAGGACCAUAAACGGUAGUAUAAAAAAGGAAUUGGUCAGGAACAGACAUGAACAAUUAAUCGGACGAUUUGCUCCAAGGGUCAGUGCCUCUCAAAGUACCAGAGACCUCUCUUCCACCUACAAAGUCAAGUCCCUCAUGGACUCCUACUGGCUUUUGUGUGAAGCGGUUCAACAAGCCAAUAUCUUCUACGGAGAUCAGCUGAUAGCCACUUUCCUCAGUUCAUUUUUUCAUGUCACAACCACUCUUUACUAUUUCUUCUUCUUAAUAAUUAACGGUUUAACUAUGGUUGCCAUUGUCGACGGAGCUUGGAUUGUCGUCCAUGUUGCCCACUUGGUUCUGUUGACCCGUCCAAGCACAAUAAUGACACAGCUGGCCGAUGAGACGGCAUCUGUGAUCUGCAAGUUGAUGAACAUGAAUUUGGACCCACCUCUGGUGGAAUUGCUUGAAGAGGCUUUACUGCUACUGAGGAAACAUAACGCGAGAUUUUCAGCUCUUGGAUUUUUCCCCAUUCACAAUUCUACCUUGACUGGCAUGGCAGGAGCCAUAACCACUUAUGUGGUUGUAUUGAUCCAGUUUCACGCUUUAAAAGACUAA